UCACAACACCACGCGCGCUUGUCUAGUUGUGAAAUCUGUUCGCUUGCGUUUAGUUUCGACCAAAGUUGAAUGCGUUGAAUGCGCUGAGUGCGGGCCGUAGCGGCAACGAGAUAGCGAGACAACGAGACAAAUAGCGACAAAAAAAGGAUAUACCCGAUAUUAAAGUACACCCGGCCAAGGAUACAUCUCAAAACAGCGACACGAGCAAAAACGCAUCCAUCGAACAGCUGAGCCCAAGAUCCAGGAGCUCAUUGGAGCGACGGCUUGACACAAUCCUCCUCACCGACAGACCGACAGACACACACAGAGACAUACACCCAGAGACUGGCACAAGCGAAAGCGGAAGCAAGCUUUUGAGAACGGUACCGGUACGAAACAAGAAGCUCCGCUUGGCUCUUUGGCCCAGAGCUUGGCUUGGGCUUACCCCACGAACGCAGCCAAAGGAGCAAGAGACGCUCUCUUAGCGUAACGCAACGUCACGCAACGCAACGAUAAGCGCCAAACGUGUAACGGCAAACGUCGAACGUCGAACGUGAAACGUUUCAAUCCGCGUCACACGAAAGCAGAGAAACUACCGCCCAAAAAGAAAAGCCAACAAAAGCUAAGCUAAAAAUUCUCGAGUGCAGUGCUGAAGAAUCCAGAGAAUCGAAUAAGAAUAAAAGAAUAAAAAUCAAAUAAUAAAGAAAAUCGAGCGCUGAGAGAGGGAGCGCGUAGAGAGAUUUUGUGCAUUCGAUAUAGUUGAUCCUGCAUGCAGGACACGCGCUAAAAUCGUCCAAGUAAGUGCUUCAAGAUUUACUCGCCAACAACAUUCGACGCCUCAAGGGCGUUCAAGCUGGAGGAGGAUUUCGUCGGCGGCUGCAUGACAAUGUCGAUGUACUCGACAACGGAUAAAAUGAAAAUGUCAGCGCCCAGUUGUUUUCCAGGACGCUACAGUCCCUCCUAUCGAAGUUCGGAGCAAAUGCGGCGCUGCAUGCCAAAUCCAUCUAGUCGUUUAUUAGAAGAUGCUUCCCUAUUAUGCAAUUCGUGGUCAGCACGUCAGAACGGUGAUAUCUUUGCGGGCAUCAACGAUGGCAUUCUCAGCAGAGCGGAGGCCCUGGCUGCCGUCGAUAUCCAGAAACACCAAGCCCAGCAUGUACAUAGCCAAAUGCCCUCCCAAAUCAAGCACGAUGUGAUGUAUCAUCACCACACAAUGAGUGGGCCCCCGCAACGACCAUUACAGAAUUCGUUUUGCUCUUUGCAACAGAUGCACCAUUCAAUGGAUCAACUGGAUAUGCUGGAUCCGACGGGCCAAAUGACAACAUUAGCGCCCAUAUCGGAGUCACCAUUAACGCCCACACACCAGCACCUGCACGGUUCCUAUCACAGUAUGAAUCACAUGAUGAGCCACCACCAUCCGGGCACGUUAAGUGGCCACACGGGGGGACACCAUGGACACUCAGCGGUACAUCAUCCUGUUAUAACGGCGGCGGUGGCUGCCGCUGGCCUGCAUCCCGACACCGACACCGAUCCCCGAGAGCUGGAGGCGUUUGCGGAGCGCUUUAAGCAGCGGCGCAUUAAGCUAGGUGUCACGCAAGCCGAUGUGGGCAAGGCCCUGGCCAAUCUCAAGUUACCUGGCGUCGGUGCGCUGUCGCAAAGCACAAUCUGUCGGUUCGAGAGCUUGACGCUGUCGCACAACAACAUGAUCGCCCUCAAGCCCAUACUGCAGGCGUGGCUGGAGGAGGCCGAGGCGCAGGCGAAAAACAAGCGACGUGAUCCGGAUGCGCCCAGUGUGCUGCCGGCGGGCGAAAAGAAAAGAAAAAGGACUUCCAUUGCGGCACCUGAAAAGCGUUCCCUGGAAGCCUACUUUGCCGUCCAGCCGAGGCCAUCCGGUGAGAAAAUCGCGGCCAUCGCAGAAAAGCUGGACUUGAAGAAAAACGUGGUGCGUGUCUGGUUCUGCAAUCAACGCCAAAAACAAAAACGUAUAGUUAGUAGUGUAACACCAUCAAUGACUGGCCACGGUUCGGCGGGAUUCGGAUACUGAUAGUCGUUUAUGACGGCAGCGGCGGCGGUUAACACGGCGGCAGCAGCGGCGGCGGCAGCAGCGGCAACAGCAGCAGCAGCAGCGGCAACAACACCAUCAUCAUCAUCAGCAGCAGCAGCGGCAGCGGCAACAGCAACGUCACUGUCCAUGACGGGCGACUAUUAUCUUUAGGGGAUUCAUCAGAUAUAGAUUUCCAAAAAGGAUCCGAUACGAUGUGAUGUGAUGAUGGGUUUGAAGCGGUAACCAUAAUAAUAAUGAUGAUGAUGAUGAUGAUGAUGUUGAGAUGAUGAUGAUGAUGAACGAGAUGGAAUGAUGAUGAUGAUCAGCAGCCGCAGCAGCAGCAAACGAUUCUUUCUUCAAUUCUUCACUCUUCUCAUUAAUCAAACAACUACAGCAACAACAACAACCAAAGCAACAGCAGCAGCAACAGCAAAAACUAAUACUUAUAAAUAGCAGCAAACACAACUAUCAACAUUUAUCCAAUCUUCCCCCUAAACCACCAUACCCACCUUUCACAAUCCUUGAGCGAAUACCCC
Drosophila obscura is the source of this 2556-nucleotide messenger RNA. It is a transcript of the gene acj6, whose product is annotated as inhibitory POU protein. The transcript has 9 exons. Gene Ontology annotation, molecular function: RNA polymerase II cis-regulatory region sequence-specific DNA binding; DNA-binding transcription factor activity, RNA polymerase II-specific. The coding region runs from base 860 to 2020 and encodes 386 amino acids. The record is from RefSeq and is a predicted model, not a curated record. Gene Ontology annotation, biological process: regulation of transcription by RNA polymerase II. Lineage: Eukaryota; Metazoa; Arthropoda; Insecta; Diptera; Drosophilidae.